UGGGUGGGGCGAGGCGUGUCUGCGGCUCCCGGUUGUUGCCCCGCUUCGCUCAACAGAUGAAACUGACACAGAGAGCGAGGACAAAGCUGAGCGAACGGCGGCUAGAGAAACAAUAAUAAUUACAGUUUAAACUAUGAAAUAGUACAGCGUGACUUUAUUGUCAUAUUUUAAUUAGCUUUUUAUUUGAAUUGUUUUUAUUUGAGGGUUUUAAUUUCACAUUGGAAAGCGGCCUAUCAGCUGGUGCUCUGUGAUUGGAGGACGUGAUGAUGGAGGCGGGGCCGAGUGUGCAGGCGGAGCUGGAGUUCCGAGGGGCAGAGUUCUCGGUCAGGGUGUCAUCGGGGGCGGAGCUUCUGGAGGUGGAGGUGUCAGACAUGCUCAGUGCGGAUCAGUGGAGAGGGCAGUUUGACUCAGCGUACAUCGAGGAUCUGACACGGAAAACUGGGAACUUCAAGCAGUUUGCAAUAUUCUGCACCAUGCUGGAGUCAGCCCUGACCAAGAGCAGCGAGUCCGUGACCCUCGACCUCCUGACCUACAGUGAUCUGGAGCUGCUGCGGAGCAGGAAGGCGGGGCUUGGAUCUCGGCCCCGCCCUGCAGCGAAGUCUCCUGCACUGAACGCAAAGCGCUACCUCAUUCUCAUCUAUUCAGUGGAGUUCGACAGAAUCCACUAUCCCCUGCCUCUGCCAUACCAGGGCAAACCAGACCCAGCGCGGCUGCAGAGAGAGAUCAGAGAGCUGAGAGAAGAGCUGAGAGAGAGGGGAGAGGGGGCUGUACACACCAGCAAGGACUCUGAGACACACCGACUCAGAGCAGAGUUGGCUAAGCUGCGUCAGGAGAAGGAGGUGCUGGCAGGGGCCCUGGAGAGGAUGCAGGCAGAGGGGUCGCGACCCCACAGUGACCCCCGAGGGGUCAGGGUCCUGAAGGACGUGGUGCACAGUCUAGAGGAAGAACUGCUGAGAGAGAGGACAAGAAACAAGAGAGCACAGAGCAAGAGAGAGCAGGAGUACAGACAGCUACAGGAACAGCUGGAGGAGUUGAAGGAGUCUGAGAGGAGUCUGCGGGUUCGAGUGAAGAGUCUGACCAAUGAGCUGGCGCUGUGCAGGAAGGGCAGGAUGACCCCUCUGCAGCGCUCUGGCUCCUCCCUGUCCCGGGGGGGAGGGGAAGGGGAGGGGAGGCGCUCUGUGUCCCAAGAGAGGGAGAGGAGUCAGGGGAGAGCAGGCUCUGCAGGACCUGUCAGAUCAGUGUCGAGGGAGCGGAGAGAGCGCUGGGCUGGAGGAGACAGGGAGAGGUCACGGGAGAGGUCAGGAUCCACAGGACCACGCCCAGUUCCUCCACGCGUCUCCCCUUCAGGAACCCGAGUCCCGCGUUUCGACCCCACAGCCUACGUGAAGGACAAGGAGCAGAGACAGAGAGAGGCGGAGAGGAGGAGCCAGCGAAAGGUUCGUCGGGACCUGCUGGCCACUCCCCCCAGUAGUGAGAGGGGGCGGCCCCGCUCCAGAGAGACACGCCCCCUGGGCAGGAGGGUAGGGUCUGUAGGAAGGGGGCGGAGUUCCUCGGUGGAGAGUGCAAGGAGCAGACGGUCUUCUGCAAGCUCAUUGGCCGAGCUGGAGGAGUUGGCACAGCCACUCCCCUCUAGUGCUGGUCUCGGAGGCAGGAAGGCAGGUCGGCCCCUCGGCUCUGUGCUGUGGAACGCUCCUGGACUGCCUCGCAGAGGGUCCCGUGGUCCUAAGAAGCGCAUGUCCAGCACUCCGACCCGGAAGAACCGCUCCAGUGAUAAAGAAAACUCGUUUGGCCCUGGCGCUGACCUCUCUGAGAUCGACGCUCGGUUGCAGGCUCUGCAGGAGUACAUGAGGAACCUGGACACACGAGCCUAGCCAUGACCCCUGACCCCAGCGCACAGCUACAGGAGGGACCUGACCCUGACCCCAGCAUAUCCAGAGUCCCCGAGUCUGACCCCAGCAUAUCCAGAGUCCCCGAGUCUGACCCCAGCAUAUCCAGAGUCCCCGAGUCUGACCCCAGCAUAUCCAGAGUCCCCGAGUCUGACCCCAGCAUAUCCAGAGUCCCCGAGUCUGACCCCAGCAUAUCAGAGGGGCGAGUCUGUCUGACCCGCAGCGACCCUGAUUGUGAGCCCUGAUCUACAGUGAUCCCAUGCACAGCUGUGAACUCAGCAUCUCGAUCGUCUGGCAACGCAUUUAACAGCAGCAGCAGCCCGUGUUUAAAACAAGCAGUAACUUUCUUAAUUAUAAACCCUGGAACCAGCCAGAGAGCCAGUCUGGGAUGGAAAUAAAACCAGUUGCCCAGCAUCUUGAUCCAUUCCUGGUUUUACUAUGAGUUUAGUAAGACAUCCUUGAGCUUGUUACCUGUACACACUGGCUAAUGAAGCUUGUAUUGAUAGACUCCAUGGCGAGAUGCGAUGUCAGGGACUCCUGUGCGCUUCGCUCUCACACUGUCAUCGAAGGGCAGGGGGCUCUGGAUUAAUACAGCAGUGAGCCGGUCCUUCACUGGGGAGUCCUGGGGUUUGAACUGGGACUGCGUCAUACGGGUACAGAAACUGGUUUCCAUUCUCCACGGGGUAACUCGGUUUUUUUGAUUAAUUGAAUCAACCUCAAGAUUUGUGAUACUGUUUUUUUUACUUUCUAGUUUUUGGGCACUUUUGAGAAACAAAACAACAAAAAACCCCAGAAUGAAUCCUCGCGGCAGUAAGUGACACGCUGCGUCGUUAACCCCUUCCCCCCCGGAGCUGGCUGUUUGCAGCCCUGCUGUGCUGGUCACUCUGACGAAGCCGAUGGCCAUUCUGCUCGGCAUUGAAAACAGGAAGGGUGCAUUGACAGUGGAGGCAGCCAGGUGCUGCUACACGCUGCGUAAAAUCCCUCCAGAAUUAGGGGUGAAUACUUGGAGAAGGAACUUGUCAAGACUUCCUGUCAGAACCGCUUUGUUGGUGAACUUGCUGUGCUUCUGUGCAGCUCCUGUUUGUGUUCAAAGCUGGGGCUGGGGCUGGGGCUGGGGCUGGGGCUGGGGUAGGUGGUGUGUGUUUUUUUAAAUUUUUUUUGUGAAAGCCUUUUUUUUAAAUUAAACCCAGAGCUUGACAAA
Messenger RNA from Acipenser ruthenus (sterlet), 3087 nucleotides. Its product is annotated as centrosomal protein CCDC61-like. Bases 264 to 1871 code for a protein of 535 amino acids. The transcript has 13 exons. The record is from RefSeq and is a predicted model, not a curated record. NCBI's taxonomy places the organism in Eukaryota, Metazoa, Chordata, Actinopteri, Acipenseriformes, Acipenseridae. Gene Ontology annotation, cellular component: centrosome.